Molecule: messenger RNA, 2348 nt
Organism: Ixodes scapularis (black-legged tick)
Lineage: Eukaryota; Metazoa; Arthropoda; Arachnida; Ixodida; Ixodidae
Product: putative inhibitor of apoptosis
Exons: 5
Coding region: 269-1258 (329 amino acids)
Biological process (GO): regulation of cell cycle; positive regulation of protein ubiquitination; negative regulation of apoptotic process
Cellular component (GO): nucleus; cytoplasm
Molecular function (GO): cysteine-type endopeptidase inhibitor activity involved in apoptotic process; ubiquitin protein ligase activity
Source: RefSeq, a predicted model, not a curated record
GCUUGGUGGCGUCCGUUUUGCUGGAGUCGCGCGCUAGUACCAGGAAAGCAUAUCUGGAAGUGCGCGGAGGGGGAGAAGGGGGGGGGGGGGGGGGGUGGGGAGCUUGGGGUGCAAGCCUAUGGCGUGUGGAUAAGAUAUCUGCCGGGCACAACAAAAGUCCGUGAUAGUGCGAACAGCCCUCCACGGGAGAAGAGAACGAAGCCCGUUUUGGAAACGCUGCUGCAGUACCCGUGUCGUCGAGAACAUAAAAAAAGGAAAGCAGUGAAGCAUGGAAUUUCAGGAAGGGGAUGCGCAUACCAGUUCAGCAAAAAGCAGUACAAAUCCACUUGCCCCGGUUUUAAAUGAUAACUCUCAUUCAUCGGAACAUCCACACAAUGAAGUAGAAUCAGAAUUGGCUCAAGCAUCUUGUACGGCAUCCCCGUUUACAGCAGGGGCAUCAUCAGAUGAAAAUCUGCGUUCCGUGUCCUCAGAACAGAGCCCCGAACAAGUUAAACCUUCCUCCGCCCGCAGCAUUGAUCUUGUAAGAAGAAAUGCCAACACGUGCCACAGAACAGCAAAGUAUCCCAAGUAUGCCUCUGAAGAUGCAAGACGAGCAACAAUGACCAACUUUCCCCGGGAAAAAUUCCAAGACGUUGAGUCGCUGGUAGCUGCUGGCUUUUUUUAUGAUGGGUACAUGGACAGGGUGAUAUGCUUCAGCUGUGGUGGUGCUCUGUUCCACUGGGACGAACACGACGAUCCACUUAUAGAGCAUGUCCGGUGGUAUCCAGACUGCGCUUACGUCCUUCUUUGUCUGGGACCGCAAGAAAAUGCCGAGAUAUCCAAGCGACAACAAGAUGUUCUAGAAACGAACGAGAGAGAAGAAUAUGAAGUACAAGAAAUCGACGAGGUCAUCGCAAGAAAUAUAGACUCGUCAUGCCUGGAGUUCUACCAAAAGUUUAACAUAACCCAAGAUACUUUUAGGAAGGCAGUCAGAAUGCUGUUGAAGAAAGGAGUUCCGAUUGCGGGCAUUGAAAAGAGUCACAUAGAAGAAUCGCUGAAAGAAAUCACCAGGAUAUCAAAGAACGAUGUGAAGGUGACCAAAAAGCAGGCCAGUUCAUCGGUACAAAACCCGUGCGCUGUGUGCUUGGACGACGAAAAGAGCGUGCUGUUCCUACCCUGCCAACACCUGGUAGCGUGCGUGAACUGCGCAUCAGCCGUCGACACCUGUCCCAUGUGCAGAACUCCAAUCAAGAGCGCCAUCAGGGCCUUUUUCUGCUAAUGAUUAUGAAUGUAUCGAAUCUGCCUAAGAGAUAACGGUGGAGCGUUGCACCCCGACGUCAUGACACCCUCAACUCCUAUCGCGAAGGGAGGAUCCACACUGAGUUAAGCACCCCUUGAACAUACCGUAAAGCAAUUUUAAUUAUUUUAAUGUGUUCUCAUUCAAUCAAACGGCCAAAAAAAAAAAAAGACUGGUUGCUGCGAUAGUCAAGAAGAGACUUGUUGGAUGGAAGUUCGUGUCCUCCUCUGGGGGUUACUUUUAGCGCGAGUACGCCAACGUGCCAACGUUGGCGUCAUUCUGUGCAUGCCAACGUUCUGAGAAUCACUAACCUGACUGAUGUUUAAAAAAUGCCAAACUGAAUAAGAUGACUAAGCCAAUGGAGUGCACGCCAAACUUGGUAAUUGAAGACAUUAAAUCCGACUGUAACUAUUACGAUUGCCAUUUUGUCCUAUAUUGUAGAUAUGAUGCUUUAGUCUGGUGAGUUUCCUGAAGAAUUAAAAAUAGCCGAAUUAACCCCUGCGUAUGAGGGAGGCACAGACAAAUGUUAUAAUUAGAGAAAAAAUUUUGUUCUUCCGGUAUUCUGAUAUAAUUUCGAGCGCCUUAUCAGUGACAGGUUAAGAUAUUUUUUCAGAAGCAUCAAAUAUUAGCGCAGUUUCAAUCUGGUUCACAGAAGAAUAAGCCAGCAGAAUAAGCACUGAUUGACGUCAAGAAUAGAAGUGUUAGACUUUUUUUAUCCAAGUUGUUCAACUUCGGUAUUAUAUGUAUCAUACCAAAGUUGUAUGUAUGUAUGUAUAUGUAUGUAUCAUAUCAUAAAGUAAGAUACUGUGCAACACAAUAUUUUAAUAAAAAAGCUUGAAUUCUAUGGUGUACGAGGAGUUACGCUAUGACUAAUAUAAAACAUAUCUUAGAGAUCUUUAUCAAUACGUAUAUAGAUAUUGCAAUCGGAAGUGCUUCCAACACACCUUUGACCUGUGCUUUGCUUUGUUUUUAUUGUGUUACUUUGUUUCUGUUCAAUCUUAGCAUUGACUUGUGGGCCAAAGUGAAGACCUCCGGGUUGUUUUUGGGCAAAUAAAAAUCAAGAUUAUUAUUA